GAAAGAGAACAGCCUUCUCCUGGAUAUUUUCAGCAGGAAAAUUUGGAUAACCAGAUUAAUCCGGCAGAACAACGUGCUUUGUUCAGCUCUCCUUUAGAGUUAGGCCGCAGGUGGUACCAUUUACACAGAACAUGCUAUUGCCAGCAAAGAAGUCAAAAUUUUGGUUUCACGGUUGUUUCAUAUAAUGUGUUAGCUGAUGGCUUACUUAAUGCACACAGUGAUUUGUAUGCUGGAACAGAGCAAUGGCUACAACAGUGGGAGUACAGGCGGAGAAAUUUACUGAAAGAAAUUCUUCAUUACAAAGCAGAUGUAAGUGAUAUUACAGUAAAAGUGUUCAAUUAGCCUACAAAUACAGCCAUCUCUCAUCAAUCCUCACCACCAAGGACAUUUCAUAGGAGUGACACCGGCGCCUCAAUGACAGAAAUGCCAUAUACUGAUGAUGGAAAUCAAUGUUUACAUUUUUAGCCUGGUAGUCAUGGGGUUGUAAAGAAGAAUUUGUUCGAGUUUAUGUGUCACCUGGUCUUUCGUGUGGCAAAGGUUUGAGUUCUUCUGUUAAUGAGCUGCAGCAAAUCUUAUAUAACUCUUCUAAAGAAGAAUAUAGUUCAUAAAUAAUGACUGUAGAUUUAUUUGCAUUAAUAUUUGACCUUUGUGUGGUUUUGCCUUUUGUCUGUCAUUCGUAAAUGAUAGCUAAAACAAUAAAGCUAUGAAACUACAUAGACCAAUCAGAGCUCCUGACCAGGUUCUGGACAGAUUAUAUUUUUACAUCAUCAGUAUCGAAUUUCUGUUGUUGAGUUGCAGACAUCUCUCCUGCAAAACGUCCCUACCUGCAAGGAGGGAAGAAAGAUGGCUGUUUUUACAGGCUAACCUUAAACAAAUGGUUGUCCGAUUGCUCUUGAACAUGACUGGUAGUGUUACCCUAGUAACCACUUAAUCUUCCCCUUAAAAUAGGGUAAGGUUUGCACCAUCUUAUCUGGAACCAAGGUAUAGAACUGGAUAGAGUGUUUAAAGAAAGGGGUGUUUUUAUUAUAAUAGUUGUCUUUGUGAUGAACACUUUAAAUGAAGACCUUGUUAAAUGGGGGAGCAAACCAAAGCAUUUUAUGGUUAGUUGGAUCAUACAUCAUACAUGCGAAAAGGGUCUGUUAUGUCAAUAGGUCUGAAAUAGAGUGGGAACAAUAUUUUCUCUACAACAGGGUAACAAAUAUACCACACACCUCUGCCCAAAUUUUCCAGAAGAAACCCUUUCCCAGGUGUCAUUAAAGUACUCUUAAUCAGUAGAUCAAUUUGUUUGCUAAAUAUCAACAAAAAAUAAGUCUCCAUUAUUAAAUUAAAGACAGUUAAUUUUUGUAAGAAUCUUUCUUUUUUCCUUUGUGGUUGGUGAGAUAGUCUUUCUAGGUAAAAGUUAAGGUGCAUACGAGCAAAAAGCCCAAAGGGUUUCCUUAGCAUGAAGCAUGUCUAGGAGUAUUGCUACUCCCCCCUGGAUGGGAUGCUAGUCCAUAGGAGGGUUACCCCUCAGCAGUAUGUCACCGGUAUGCAUUUAAACACCUGGGUGAGGAGGGACAAAGUGGAGUAUAGUUCCUUGUGUAAUGAAACAAUGUGAUGGGCGAAACUUGAACUCCAGACUUUCAGAUCUGGAGUUGGAGGUGUUAACCACUCGGCCACACGCGCCUCUACUAUAGUCUUUCUAGAGAUAACAACAUGGAAACUAUAGCGAAUGUGUAACUUUCAUUGAAUUUAUUUAGAUCUCUUGUAGUCACAGUAAAACAUAGUGGCAAUGUUAAAGUCUGUGUAGUUGUGUUAAACUUUGCAAGGAUUAUUUUUAUUCUGUUUAGAUUGUCUGUCUUCAAGAAGUAGAAGAAAGCCACUACCAAGAUUGGUUUGAACCUAAGCUAAGAGAAAAAGGUAAAAAUAUUCUCAUUAUGCUCAGACUUCAUGCUACUGUCCACUCCACUCUGUUCCACUCCAGUCUUUCUCAGUUUGCUUUUGCUACUCCAUUCCGCUCUGCUUAGCCUGUGAGAGCAGACAUCUUUUUCAGCUGUUGUUUUCAAGAGCCAAAAAAGGCAUCUGCUCUCGCAGGCUACACUCUGAUCUGUCUAUUUUUUUUUGUUCCUGACAUUUACAGUGAGUCACUGCAAAGUCAUCACUGUGAGUUCUUGGUAUUUUUGGCAGAAACUUAAAAAAAAGCCAAAAAUGGGCAGUGGCUGUAAGUCCCACUUCCUUUAAGUUCCAAGAGUGACCAACAUCAAUUUUCUCUUAACAUUAUCCAUACAUAAUCAAGAGAAUAGGCUAUGAGAAUCAAUAAAAUGGUCACCAAGGGGUCAAAUUCUCUCAUUAACCCUUUAAGUCCCAAAAGUGACUAAUGUCAAUUUUCUCCUAACAAUAUCCAUACAAUGUCAAGAGAUUAGGUUAUGAGAAUUAAUAAAACGAUCACCUAAGGGAAAAUGCCUUGAUCUUUUAACAAAUUCUCUCAACUUAUUCAUGAAGGAAAUGUAUAGAGAUCAGUUUGGAGAAUUUGUAUGUGGAUAUUGUGGCUUAUCGCUAUAUGCUGUUUUACAGAGUGCUUGUUAUCUAUUUUGGGAAUUUUUUACUCUUAUACAGGUUACAGUGGAGUGUACAAAAAAAGAACUGGUGACAAAACUGAUGGAUGUGCAACAUNGAUCACCUAAGGGAAAAUGCCUUGAUCUUUUAUCAAAUUCUCUCAACUUAUUCAUGAAGGAAAUGUAUAGAGAUCAGUUUGGAGAAUUUGUAUGUGGAUAUUGUGGCUUAUCGCUAUAUGCUGUUUUACAGAGUGCUUGUUAUCUAUUUUGGGAAUUUUUUACUCUUAUACAGGUUACAGUGGAGUGUACAAAAAAAGAACUGGUGACAAAACUGAUGGAUGUGCAACAUUCUUCAAAGCAUCCAGGUUUACGUUGGUGAAAACCAAGCUGGUUUCUUUCAGAAAACCGGAAGUCAAACUGAUGGACCGUGACAAUGUAGCUGUUGUGUUACUUUUAGAGCCGAGGACGGCAGUACGCUCCUCGCAUCAGGCAGCCAAUUCAGUGUGUGUGUCCAACACUCACUUACUGUUUAACAAGAAAAGGGGAGACAUCAAGCUUUCACAACUAGCUUGCUUGUUAGCUGAAAUUGCUGAGAUAGCAGCCAUUUCCACAUCUGAUCAAGGUGAUAUUCGUUACCAUCCUAUCAUAUGUUGUGGGGACUUUAAUAGCGUUCCAUUUUCUCCAAUUUACGAAUUUGUCGUGCGGGGAUUGCUGGAUUAUAAAGGAAUGCAUCGUGAUAAUUUUUCAGGGCAGAACCAUUUUCGAAACAGUUUUCCACCAAGACAGGCCCUCUCAAGCAAUCUUAUUCCAUGGGAAUUGGGAAUUACAACGUCUGGCGUCAAAAGAAACGAUUCACAAAAAGCAAAUCCUGCCGCGAGCUAUGAGCCUAGUAAUUCAACAAACAGUACGGAAGACAAGAUAAAAGGUGGUAACUCAGAUUGUGGAAGUACUGGUCAAGAAGCUGUUGGAGACAGUGCUGGGAUAAAGAAGACACAAGAGGAAAAUCUCAGUUUAACUUCCAGUCAGUGCAGUAAAGGGGAAAAUAGCGACAUUUACUUAGCAUGCUCUAGCACAUCUUUACCAAAAAAAGAUUCGCAGUCACUCGUUUGCUUGGAGGUUGGAGGUAUUUGGCCGGAAGGGGAACUAACUGCCCCUCCUCCUAUAGAGAACAAAACGGAGCGAGAUUUGUACAAUGCAUGUACAACCCAGCAACAUCCUUUCAACUUCUUCAGUGUCUACAGGCAUUACUUCAAAAACCGAAGACCGGAAGUGACUACGUUUCAUGAUCGAGCAUGCACCACUGUUGAUUAUAUGUUCGUAUCUCCUGGGCUUCAACGGUCUUGUCGCAGGUGCCGGUCUCGACAUGGACCCUUACAACUGACUGGUAAACUGGAUCUUCUCUCCGAGGAUGCUAUUUGGGAUCUUGGCGGGCUUCCUAACAAGUUCCUGUCUUCUGAUCAUCUGUCGUUGGUAUCAUCAUUUUUAUUGCACGUUUGA
This is a messenger RNA of Porites evermanni, 4031 nucleotides long. Lineage: Eukaryota; Metazoa; Cnidaria; Anthozoa; Scleractinia; Poritidae. The record is from the annotation of a GenBank genome assembly.